AUGAGAAUCUUUACAGUUCGUUCAGACGAAAGUCUUGAGAAAACUCUAAAUGACUUUCAAACUCAAAUGAACAAAUACUAUUGGGAAUUUCAAGAAAAAUACGACUCUUUACUAAAUGGAACAUACUAUCUGAAACUAGAAUAUGACAAGAUGAACUCCACCGUUUCAUUUCAAAAGAUUGAAAUUAACCCUCCAAGAGAUACAGAGUUUUUAUUUUGGAAAGUAGACAAACGUUCUUGGGCACAAUUUCUUCGGUUACUAAACCAGAACGAACCAUUACCACCAGAUGGUCCAUUUAAAUUUAUACUUCCACCAGCAGAUUUGACAGUUUAUAGAAACGUGUUUGACCCUCAAAAUGUUAUGUGUCAUGCAAGUUUCAGUUCAAGCAACAAUAGUUUUCUAUGUAUUGGUAAGGACUUUUAUGACUUUGCUUCUAAAUUCUACGAACCACCUAGUAACAGUUUCUCUGACUUUCAAGUUUGGUUCACAACAAAUGGUGUGCAACAUAUUAUUCCAUUGUACUAUGACUUUUAUCUCGAAUUGUCUUUCAUAUACAACUACGGAAAAGUGCUGAAAAAGUGA
Molecule: messenger RNA, 582 nt
Organism: Trichomonas vaginalis G3
Lineage: Eukaryota; Parabasalia; Trichomonadida; Trichomonadidae
Exons: 1
Coding region: 1-582 (193 amino acids)
Source: RefSeq, a predicted model, not a curated record